GGAAUUUGGAAUAUUCAAAACUGUGCGUUACUCUCGUGCAAGCAUGGGGUCACAAGACCUUUCUGACAUGGUAGGACCUCUGGGGAACGAGCGUUCAAGUCAGUGUAGCUCGUUGGGUCAUUGUAAUGCACAAGCCUGAUCGCCACAUCAAAAUAACAGCUAUCGGUCAGCCACACUCUGUACAACCAGCAUUACAACUUCGCCUUCAGAUAUCCACCAUAAUACGACGAAUUCGUUGUUCCUCAUAUGGAUAUUUCUUGUUUGCAGAAUUCAAUAGCUUAUCAGAAGGUCCUUGAAGAACCAUGGACUUACCUUCAUAAUUGGAAUUCCUUAGCUCCUAGUGUCCAACAAGAGGUGGCUCAGAACUUCUUGAGCGAACUAAGCUCACUUAAAAGCGAGACGGCGAUUACUCAAGGUGUCUUUGACCCUUCCAUGUUUGUUAACCAGGAUUUUUCGUGUAAUUUAGUUUUAGAACAAAGUCAAAAAGAAAGUGCUUCAACAAUUCAUGAAGACAGCAAAUAAUAUGAUCACUUAGUUUUUUUCAGUCUUUUCAAAUAAAGUUUUC
Messenger RNA from Heterobilharzia americana, 565 nucleotides. The record is from the annotation of a GenBank genome assembly. Lineage: Eukaryota; Metazoa; Platyhelminthes; Trematoda; Strigeidida; Schistosomatidae.